Messenger RNA from Monoraphidium neglectum, 1623 nucleotides. RefSeq lists its product as hypothetical. Gene Ontology annotation, biological process: transmembrane transport. Gene Ontology annotation, molecular function: transmembrane transporter activity. The coding region runs from base 1 to 1623 and encodes 540 amino acids. The transcript is spliced from 16 exons. Gene Ontology annotation, cellular component: membrane. The record is from RefSeq and is a predicted model, not a curated record. Lineage: Eukaryota; Viridiplantae; Chlorophyta; Chlorophyceae; Sphaeropleales; Selenastraceae.
AUGACGCUGCCACCCAAGGAAUUGAUCGACAUUGAGCGGGAUCGCCGUGGCGGCAAGACGCCCUCGGACGAGGGCGGUGCGGCGCCCACACAGGAGCGCCGCAACCGUGUGCUGGCCGCAUGCGCGUGCAUCCUGGGCAAUGAGACCGCCGAGAGGUUGGCAUACUACGGCCUGGCAACCAACCUGUCGCUGUACGCAAAGCAGUACCUCGGUUACCCCGCGUCUCAGGCGACGUCCCUGCUGCAGGCCUGGAAGGCGUCCGUGUACCUGACGCCCCUGCUGGGCGCGUUUUAUUUCUCUGUCAACGUGGGGUCGCUGGUGGCGACGCUUGUGGUGGUGCCUGUACAGGAAGCCAAGGGCUACGCCAUCGGGUUUGGCAUACCUACCGCCCUCAUGGGCUGCGCCAUUAUCAUCUUCUUGCUGGGCGCGUUUGCCAAGCUGUACACGUACGUACCGCCCGAGGGGUCGCCUCUGUACCGCAUCUACCAGGUCCUGGCAGAGCCGGCGGCUGGCGAGGGCAGUGUGAAGUUCACAAUGGCGUACACUGACCGCAUGCGGGGCCUGGACAAGGCUGCCCUGCCACAUGGGCGGGCGGGGGUGCACCAGGUGUCGCGCACCGAGGUUGAGGAGACCAAGGCUCUCCUGGGCAUCAUGCCGGUGUUCCUGGUGGUGUGCAUAUGGCAGAUGGCAUACGACCCGAUCUUCACGCUCUUGCCACUGUCUGGUGAUGUCAUGGACCGUUCCAUGGGCCACAGCUUCAAGAUCCCCGCGUCCUCCAUAUCAUUUGCCAACACUUUUGGCGUCAUGAUCUCUGUGGCUGUCUACGACAUCUUUGUGGUGCCCAUCGCCGCCAAGAUGGGCCGGCCGAUCAGCACCAUGUCGCGCAUUGGAGCCGGGUUCAUCGUGGCAAUGAUUGCAGUGCUGUCAGCUGGCUUCAUAGAAUUGGCGCGUUACCGCGCGAUCCGCCACUCCGGCCUGGUGGCCAAGUGGGAGGCAGCGUCGGCAGCCAACCCCAAGGUGGACUACACCGAUGCAGAGUUUGUGCAGCCUAUGAGCAUUUGGUGGCAGGCUGUCCCUUACUUUGUGAUGGGAGCAGCUGAGACGCUCACCAACGUUGGCGUGAUGGAGCUGUUCUUCAACGAGGUGUCUGAGGGCACCAGGGCGCUGGGCUCCAGCAUCAACCUACUCACCACCGCCAUAGGCACAUACCUGGCCGGCGCACUAAACAUCGCCAUUGCUGGUGCGACAACCGCCGACCCCUGGGUGGCUGACAACCCCAUGUACGGCCACUACGACCUGUACUACUUUGUCAACGCGGGCAUCCUGGUGGUGGGGUAUGCGGCCUUCCUGCUGGUGGCCCGCAACUACAAGGAGAAGCCAGUGGUGCCGCACCACCUGCUGCACGGCGGCAAGGCCAGCGCCGCCAUCGCCACGGCCACCGGCGGGCGGCACGACGACGACGCCGGCCCCGCCUCCCCCGCCGGCUGGCGCAGCGCCGCAGGGCUGCGCUCCCGCUGGCCGCGCAUGCCCGGGUCUCCGGGCGGCUCCAGCGGCAGCCCGAGGGACGGGGCGUCGCGGUCGCCGCUGGAGGGGCUCUCGCCCAGGGCACAGGACGCGCUGUGA